Adineta ricciae is the source of this 1236-nucleotide messenger RNA. NCBI's taxonomy places the organism in Eukaryota, Metazoa, Rotifera, Eurotatoria, Adinetida, Adinetidae. The record is from the annotation of a GenBank genome assembly.
AUGGAUUGGCUAGUGUGGUAUUACUUUCUUAUUAGCGUAUCAUUUGUCACAGUGAUUGCUGAUGCUGGUCAUGUGAAAGCAAUUUAUGGUCAGCAAGAUGAACGUAUUCGACUCGAAUGUAUAGUGUCAUCGAGAUUAGAUGCCGAAGAGGCCAUGUGGAUGCGCAUUCGUCAACCACACAAUCCUGAUAUUUUAACUUAUCGAGAUAGUGUUGUCUACGCACCAGAUCGAAUCCAGCUUGAACAGCGUCGUCUCAGUUCAAGUAUUAAUGCAAAUGGCGCAUUAGUUGACACAUAUUUUUUAACCUUAACACUUUUACGCUCGAAUAUUGAUGACGAAGGACGAUAUGUUUGUUCAAGAGGAAAAAAUGUUUUUGCUGAGUACGAUCUUUCCAUUAUUGUUCCUAGUCAAUUCGUCGAAGAUGAUAAUUUUAAUCAACAACGGACUAUUCGCGAAGGAUCGACUCUCCAGCUUUUCUGUUCAGCUACAGGUCGACCACAACCUUCAAUAACAUGGUCUUAUCGUGCGACGGAUGGGAAACAUAUUUCAUUGGCCGAUGGUCUGGCCUGUAAUGACACCGUCUGUGAAUUACGUCUAGAAAAUUAUACACGCAAUGAUCCAAACAUAAUUGAAUGUGUUGCUGAUAAUGAGAAGUCAACAAGAAUAUCGAAAAUAUUUAACGUCGAUGUCCAUUAUCCACCAAAACUUACUACAAAUACUCAAACAUAUACACGUGCGAAAAGAAUCGAUAUCAUUAUCCAAUGUUCUUCCAUAGCGAAUCCGCCCGCGUCGAUUUUAUGGCUUGAUGAUACGAAACGAGAAUUGAAUCAUUCGCAUAUUUAUGACAUAAAAACAAUCAAUCAUACGUCAACAUUGUCUUUUUCUGUAUUUCCUUAUGAACAUUCGCUGGUUAUGUUCUACUGUCAUGCAAAUAAUUCAAUUGGAAGCGACGAGAAGUCAAUUAAUAUCUCAGAUUUUAUUCAAUUCGAUUCGAUAAUGAUUCGUGAGACAACGACUGUUUCAUCGGAAACAACGACAAUUGAUUCUGAUAAAUUAUUUUCAAAGAAGCAAAAAACUCUGCGACCAACUCGUGCUCGAUCUCGUGUAUCUACAAGUCCCAUUCCUUUGACGUCUCCUAUGCAGUCACUAUCAUCCUCAUCGAACAGUUUCAUUUAUUCUUUUGCAAGCCAUUUUCUUAAUUUCAUUUUGAUUUUCUUUGUCAGUUGUUUUGUAUAG